Colletotrichum abscissum is the source of this 1440-nucleotide messenger RNA. RefSeq lists its product as uncharacterized. The transcript has a single exon. Bases 1 to 1440 code for a protein of 479 amino acids. NCBI's taxonomy places the organism in Eukaryota, Fungi, Ascomycota, Sordariomycetes, Glomerellales, Glomerellaceae. The record is from RefSeq and is a predicted model, not a curated record.
AUGCAUCUCUCCAGCAGCGCCCCGACAGCCUCGUCAAUGUCCUCGCCCGAGCCCAUUCACGCAACGCCCCCGACCUCGAGUCCUAUUCCUGCCAUGCCCUCCCCCGCCAAACGCAAAAGAAGAGUUCGUGUCUUCAGGCCAGACGAAGGGUCUCUCUACGACCAGAUGUGGGAUCAUGCUGGACUCUCCCUCUUCGUUCGUCCCAUCUGCUGGACCGAGCUGCAUGUUCAACUCCUCGAUGCCAAGUUCGUUGAGCUUCCUCCAUGCGACACGCCAGUCCCUCCUCCUUCACCACGCGGCGCCCCGGUCUCUCCGUCGAAAUGUCACAUGAAGCCCUCGGUUGCGGCCUCGACACUUAGCAGAGAACUUACGGCCAUGCUCGCGCCCGGCUCCACAAGAACCUUCUAUACAAAUUCCGUCCGCACAAUCAUGUCCACCCUCUACCCGGGGAAGCUGUCGCGCACCCGAACACAGCUUGAUUUGCACCUCUAUUUCGGCGGUCUAGUGUAUCGCGAUGCCUGUCGCGUACAGGUUGCUUGGGAUGCGAUGCCCUCGCGCAGCGGCUCGAUCGCCUCGUUUGAAUCCGCGUCAACGCGACCAGCUGAAUCCUUCACUGUUGUGCCGACGGGUUCUAAUGGUAGCGCAAGCAACCUGAGCGGCGAACAUACUGCUUACGCUCAGUCGCUGCCCGUCCUUGCUUACGUUGGCAAGAUGCAGAUCGCGGCGACACGAAAGAACAUGUACCGCGUGAUUCAAGGACCUAACAGAUCGUACAACGGGCCGGUCGAACGUCUACAACAGUUGCGCUCCAAGAUGUUUGUUCCCAGCAACCCGACGCACGACCCGUUGCUUGUGGGCAUCAUGUUGGCUAUGGCGCAGAGAAGGUUUCACGGCGAACCACGGCCGUCAGCGAAUAAGUGGGUUCCCUCACGGCCCAUGCCCAUCGGACUAGGAGAGCCUGAAUUUUACGAUGUGGCGGUACAGCUACUCACAAAUGACAAUGAGACAUCCGAGUUCAUCGUUUACAAGGCCACGGUCACGGCAGAUCUGCUUCGCAAGUUCCACGAGCCAACCAAGAACCCCCGUAAAGGGACCGAAAAUACACUUGCUGAGAGAAUCGGAGAGGUUGCAUCCGAGGGUGGCAUGCGCAUCGAGUACACAAGAGUGCCCGUCUGGCCGAUCCUCGGACUCAAGGAGAGAUUGGGCAAGGCGCUUGGCAAGGACGUCGUGGGAGAGUUUGAUGAGGACAACAUCGAGACAUGGGAGGAGGAAGCGGAGCCAAAUCCCGACAAGCUCAAGCGACGAAGAGAUCGCGAGGCCCUCGUUGAAGUGUUUAAUGGCAGCUUCGAAGAAGAGGCUCCAGCCGACGGUAUGCCUCUCAGUGGGAAACGAAGAUGUUUAGUUGACGAGGAAAGCGGGCAGGUGGGCAUGGUCGUCUGA